AGGAUUAGUGGAAUCUCGGGCACGUUUGCCUUGGGGACUGGAUUUUCUUAAACACCUCUAUUCACCCCCCCUCUAGAGGUGUGAAAGGCGUCUAACAAUGGUAGCAGCUGAAAGUGACGAGUCAUCCAGUUCAAGCUCGGAUGAAGAAGCCCUCGUCUGCAUGGAGCGCAGAGCUGAGAAGUCCAACUAUGAAGAUCGGUGGACUAUUUCAGAAGAUGACACUCUCUACCUAAUGGCCAAAGAUGAUGCUGAACAAGAGGUAACUUCACAAACCUCCUGCUCAUCUUCUUAUGAAAGCAUACCAACUUCUGAAAAUCUUUUUGACAAGUUCAAAAAGAUGAUGGAAGAUUUUGAGGAAAUAAAUCUUAAACAUUCAUCUUUAACAGAACAGAACAAGUUAUUGAGUGAAGAGAUUCUCCAGUUGACUGAAGGUUGGAAAAGUCAACUAAGUGAGAUCACUCAACUCAAGGCUGAGAAUGAAUCUCUUUCUGAAAAGUUGAAAUCCCUCAACAAGGGUCGUGAAGGACUUGUGUAUGACCCCUCCAGUUCCAAAAGGAAAGGGAGAACAACAUUCAUUCCUCCCAAACCUACUGUCAAACCCAAUAAGCAGAAAGGUAAGGAGAAGGAAAAGGCAACAGAAGUUCCCAAAAAGGUAGUCCCUCCUAAAAACUAUAGCAAGCUGGACACACCUCAAAGAGGAAACAAUUUCAGAAGAAAACCUUCUAACUCACACUAUACUCGAGGCUAUACUCACUAUGGGGUAGAUAGAAUUUUUCCAAGAAACUCUGAGUGGAGAACUAUGCCAAGAUAUAGUCAUCCUCCACCCCAGAAAUUAUUUGUUCCACAUAAGUAUGCUUACAACCCUCACAGGUCACACUAUACACAACCUAGAUAAAACCACAGGUCUCAUAAACCUAGGUUUGCUAGGAGGAAACAGGAAAUUGCACCACCUGCACGUAUGAGAAGUCUAUUUCGUUCUUAUCAUUUACAUCAUAUUCUAAACUUUAUUGCACGUAAAUAGUAUAUAAUCAUCUCAUAAAACGUGUUUUUAAUGAAUAAAACGCUCAUUUUCGUUCCAAGAGUCAUAAAAAGGGAUUCCACUU
This is a messenger RNA of Cuscuta campestris, 1103 nucleotides long. NCBI's taxonomy places the organism in Eukaryota, Viridiplantae, Streptophyta, Magnoliopsida, Solanales, Convolvulaceae. The record is from the annotation of a GenBank genome assembly.